Messenger RNA from Knipowitschia caucasica, 1251 nucleotides. The record is from the annotation of a GenBank genome assembly. NCBI's taxonomy places the organism in Eukaryota, Metazoa, Chordata, Actinopteri, Gobiiformes, Gobiidae.
AUGCGAUUCUUGAGUGUGACGUCAGUGCAGUUUUGUGACUUUAAAAGUGUCCAGCAGACGGCAGAGUGCGCGGCAGUCAGCUCUGCACAUGUGCAGUGUCUGGUCACGUGUGUAAAAAUGGCGUUAAGAGGAGCCGCGGGAUCUGUGCUCAAGGCUCUCAGUGGCGCCCCCCGCUGGCCGCUCUUCCUCUCCCGUCCUCUCUCUGUGGACUCACCGCCUCGGGCUGAUGCCACCUUCAAAGUGACCAUGGUCCCAGGGGACGGGGUGGGACCCGAGCUGAUGACCGCGGUCAAGGAGGUCUUCAAGGCCGGGGAUAUCCCUGUGGAGUUUGAGGAAUUCCAUCUCAGUGAGGUGCAGAACAUGGCCUCAGAGGACAAACUGGACCAAGUGCUGACCUCCAUGAAGAGUAACCGUGUGGCCAUCAAAGGAAAAAUCCACACGCCUAUGGAGUUCAAAGGAGAGCUGGCGUCAUACGAGAUGCGUCUCAGGAGGAAGCUAGACCUGUUUGCGAACGUAGUGCACGUGAACAGUCUGCCCGGAUAUUCUACACGACACAACAACCUGGACCUGGUGAUCAUCCGGGAGCAGACAGAGGGAGAGUACAGCUCCCUGGAGCAUGAGUCGGUCAGUGGAGUGGUCGAGUGCCUGAAGAUCAUCACCAGAGAAAAGUCUCGACGCAUCGCAAAGUUCGCCUUCGACUACGCAACAAAAAAAGGACGCAGUAAAGUGACCGCUGUCCACAAGGCCAACAUCAUGAAGCUGGCUGAUGGUCUGUUCCUUCAGUGUUGUGCAGAAAUUGCACAGCUUUAUCCCAAAAUCAAAUAUGAAAACAUCAUCAUCGACAACUGCUGCAUGCAACUUGUGCAGAACCCGUACCAGUUCGAUGUGUUGGUGAUGCCUAACCUGUACGGCAACAUCAUUGAUAAUCUGGCUGCCGGUCUGGUGGGCGGAGCCGGCGUGGUGCCCGGUGAGAGCUACAGCGCUGAGUACGCCGUGUUUGAGACGGGGGCCAGACAUCCGUUCGCUCAGGCUGUCGGUCGGAACAUCGCCAACCCCACCGCCAUGUUACUGAGUGCUGCUAACAUGCUACGUCACCUCAAUCUGGAGUUUCAUUCUCAGAUGGUGACAGAUGCUGUGAGGAGGGUCAUCAAACAGGGGAAGGUUAAGACUCGUGAUCUGGGUGGUUACUCGACCACAGGAGACUUUGUGAGAGCGGUGUGCGAGAACCUGCGACAUCGUCCGGCCUACUGA